This is a messenger RNA of Leucoraja erinaceus (little skate), 2932 nucleotides long. Its product is annotated as WD repeat-containing protein 31-like. The record is from RefSeq and is a predicted model, not a curated record. NCBI's taxonomy places the organism in Eukaryota, Metazoa, Chordata, Chondrichthyes, Rajiformes, Rajidae. The transcript is spliced from 10 exons. Gene Ontology annotation, molecular function: protein binding. Bases 280 to 1311 code for a protein of 343 amino acids.
UAACAGGGAUUGUAAUGAAGCAAUUAUUCGAGAGGAAAUAAAUACAUAAACAGGACACAGCCAAUGUUCACCAUGAACAGAGUAAAUGGCCUUGACCAUUGCUAAACAAGAUGAGACCUCAGUGGUGUCAUGUGUUUGACCAAGUGGCCACAGAUCUCAGAUCAGGGUCUGAGCAUCACCAUGUAUCUAUGAAUAGUGCGGUUAACUACAGCUGAUGCCAUGUCUACAAGUAAGCCAUCCACCUGACUAUUAGAUGAUUCCAGUUGAUGCUUUGUUGCCAUGGGGAAACUGCAAAGUAAGCAGAAACGCAACAUAUCACGAUACAGGAUUGAUGGGCAUGCAGGCCACAGUUCCUCCACACAAAGUGUGCAGCAAUACAGCCCGGCACAUAACGAUGCCGUUACAUCGAUAACCUCCCUCACAUCUGAACAAUGCGUGUCUGGUGGAAAGGACAAGACAGUGGUCAUAUAUAACUGGAAGUCUGGUGGUGUACAGCAGAAAUUCCUGGGGCAUGAACGUGAUGUCACCAAGGUAACGUGCAUCUUUCAAUCAAAUAGAAUCUUCAGUGCUUCACGUGAUAAAACUGCCCUGAUGUGGGACGUGAAGGGUAAAGAUGGACCAUUGCAGGAGUUUACUGGCCAUGAACUGGGAGUGACAGGCCUAGCUGUGAGCCCAGGUGACUUCCAAUUGUGUACGGGCUCCCGGGAUAACUCCUUGCGUAUCUGGGAUGUACAAACUGGAAUCUGUCUACAAAAAUCUUCAAUUUCCAGGAAUCUGGUGACACAUAUCUGCUGGAUCCCCACAGAAUCACUGGUCAUUCAGACUUCAGAGGAUAAGAUGAUCAGGAUCUGGGAUGUUCGUGAGCUCCAGGUGACCCAUACCUUCCCCAUGAAGCAGUACAUACAGACACACUGUGACACCAGUCCUGAUGGGCGAUAUUGCAUCACCUGUAGCAACGGUUUUGGAGGCGAGGGAUGUGAGGCCACACUAUGGGAUUUAAGGCAGGCAAAACUUAAGGUGUGCGAAUAUAAGGGACAUCUUCAGAGUACUGCAGCCUGCAUCUUUCUCCCAAGUGGGACUUCUUCAUUCCCUUUGGUUGCAACCUCUGCACAUGACUGUACUGUGAGGAUCUGGAAUCGCGACACUGCAGUGUGUGUUGGCUCGCUCUGCCUGGAUGGGGCAGGCACUCUGACAUCGUUGGUCUCUAGUGAUGCUGCUAGCCUCCUGUGUGGCAGCUUUAACACAGGAAUUCACUGUCUCCAGCUGACCCAUUGGAACGGCUGCAGCCUGAGAGAGGUGGCCAGGUUCUGAGCAAGGCGGGGAUGCCACCUUCCUUUGUGGGAGGCCCUCAGCAGCAUGGACGGCAGUGGAUCGAUCACAAGCGGAGACUGGUGCCGACACUUCAACACUGAAGAUAGACACAAAAAUCUGGAGUAACUCCGUGUGACAAACCGCAUCUCUGGAGACAAAGAAUGGAUGUUGUUUCGGGUCGAGACCCUUCGUCAGAGUUCUUCUCCAGCAUUCUGUGUCUAUCAGUGUAAACCAGCAUCUGCAGUUGUUUCCUACACACUUCAUCAUAUAGGAGAGCAGCAAUGGAAGAUGCUAAGGAACGGCGGGCUCUGUUAACAAAGCUUCCUCUCAUGUUAUCUCCAUAUGCGACAAGGAUCCUCAGAAUGUGCAUUGUAUAGGUCAGAAUACUUUAAUUUAUUGUGCAGAAUUAAAUCAUGAAUGCAUUGUUGUAAAUACCUACUGUUUAACCAUUGAGCACGUUAAUAAUGGUCUGGAGCCACCUCUGUGUCCAUUCCUGUUCUCUGAUCUUUACCGUCAGUUGCAGCGUUAUUGGUAGUGGUGAUAGGAGUAUGGAGAAUAGUUUUCUUGUUCUAGAAACAGAAUCAGGCCAUUCGGCCCAUCAAGUCUACUCUGCCAUUUAAUCAUGGCUGAUCGAUCUUUCCCUCUCAACCCCAUUCUCCUGCCUUCUCCCCGUAACCCCUGACACCCGGAGCAAUAGAUAAGAUAAGACUGAACCAAUAGACGUCAUGAGGAAGGACAAACGAUGGUAAAAUGAACCUUAUUUGGGCCAAUUAUAAUAAUUUGGCAAAUUAUUUUACUACUGCAAACUCCCAAUGAGUUGUGAGGCAAUGCCAUGUUUGCACAAUGUUGACUUUAGCACUGUGAUGGUAUUGAUAUAUGUAGCACAUUAUGGCAGCUUGUUUCAGGACCUAGCUCACUUGCUUGGAAUAGCUUUCACAAGUUUCCUCCACAAAUAGUUUUAGUUAAGGAGAGUAAGAUGAGAAAUUAGAACUAUGCAUGAAGAUAGGCACACAAUGCUGGAGUAACUCUACGGGACAGGCAGUGGGUCGAGAAGAAGGGUCUCAACCUGAAAUGUCACCCAUUCCUUCUCUCCAGAGAUGCUGCCUGUCCCGUAGAGUUACUCCAGCAUUUUGUGACCAUCUUCAGUUCCUUCCUACACAUUAGAACUAUGCAAACCUUUCUGCUGAGAGGCAGUAGACUCAUUGAAACAAACAGCCGACCUUCUGGGCUCCAAUCGGCCCAUCAUUCUAUCCUGUCUCGUGUACGUAUUUGCUGCAGACUAGUGAAGAGAUGCUACCAAAACAGGAAUCUGCAACAUGAUGUGAAGAAUAUCUCCUUGCGUACCACUUGUAUGGGAUCUAUCUACUGAUCUACUGUGUAUGAUAAUGUCUUUAUGUGAGAUGUACUUCGCUUGUUGGGUUACAAUUCCGGCAUUUCAUUGUAGUACAUGUUUUACCAAAGUAAAUGGUCUUUCCUGUAACACUGACAAAUGUUGAAAGCAACAUUUAAAGAACAUAGAAACAGAAGAUUAAAAUAUCAUCCUGUAUCAAAGUUAUUUAAAUAUUUAAUUUGUACAAAAGCCACAGCCAAAUUGGGUUUUGGAUGAUUAAAUGAGUGCUAA